AUGACAACUAACGAACAGGUGGGAAUCAUAAGAUCUCUUGUCAGCGAGACGGAUUUCGAAAUCAUCAAGGAUCAAGAAAAAUUACAAGAGUCGCACAUCAAUCUGAAAGGGUGGAGGAAAUGGCUAAGCAAAUUAGAAGUGCCACACAGCGAAGAAGAACCGAUUUCCGUGUUGAGAAAUCCAGACUUACAACCGGUCAAACCGAACAUGAGAAUCUGGGGAUUUUGGUCAUAUUUUGCUUACUGGGGUCUUCCUAACUUCGCUGUGGCUACAUUUUCAACGGGCUCUGCUUUACUUGCGCUGAAUUUGAAUAUCCAACAAUCAAUUGGCGCUAUAGUUAUUGCAAAUGUUCUUAUUGGUGUUUUUACUAUUUUAAACUCUAACCCGGGAAUCAAGUAUCACAUUGGGUACACCUUGGAUCAAAGAAUGAUUUUUGGUAUUUAUGGAUCAUUUGUGGGGAUAAUUUUUAGAGUGGGACUCUCGGUGGUUUUGUAUGCUUAUAUGGCUUGGUUAGGUGGACUCUGUAUUAAUAUGAUCUUCAGUUCCUUUUCCUCAAAUUACCUUAAUUUGGAAAAUACGUUCCCAGAGUCAGUGCCAAUGGCAAGAAAAGAUCUGAUCGGUUUCCUUUGCUUUCAAAUAGUACAGAUGCCUUUCGCCUUUGUCAAGCCAAUAAGGGUAAAUAUACCCUCUAUUGUUACUUGUUUUAUGACUCUUUUUUCCGUUAUUGGCCUAAUGGCAUAUUUGCUCAGCACAAAUGGGGGCCCGGGUCCAUUGUAUUACGAAAAGGUUACACUCUCUUCUAAUGAUAGAUCAUGGAUGUGGUUAUAUGCGAUCACAAUCUGGUAUAGUGGAGUGUCCCCAGCAGUUGCGAAUCAGUCAGAUUACUCUCGUUUUGCUAAAAGUGAAAAAAGUUGCUACUGGGGACUUUUCCUGGGUACAGUAUUGCCUGGAACGUUCGUUUCUUUGGCUGGUAUGUUCUGUGCUUCUGCCUGUCAACAGCUGUAUGGUGAACCAUUCUGGACACCAGAUCAAAUCGUUGAUCAAUGGCUAAGGACAAAUUACUCUUCUAAGGCGCGGGCCGCAGCAUUUUUUAUUGGAAUUAGUUUCACGGGUUCUCAACUGUUCCUAAACCUCACACAAAACGGUUACUCUUGUGGAAUGGAUCUUGCAGGAAUUUUGCCAAAAUACUUGAAUAUAACAAGGGGUACUCUAUUUGUUCAACUAAUUUCCUGGGUCGUCCAGCCCUGGACAUUUUUCAACACUUCCUCGUCCUUUUUAAAUGCUAUGAGUUCCUUUGGGGUAUUCACCACUCCAAUUGCCGUUAUUAACAUCAUUGAGUACUACAUUGUUCGGAGAUCAAAAAUCACGCUGCUCGAUUUCUUUACGCUAUCUGAAAAGGGUGCGUAUUGGUACGAUCACGGAAUCAAUUGGAGAUCUUUGGUUAGUUUACUCGCAGGCGUUGCACUUGGUAUUCCCGGGUUGGUAUAUCAGGUCCAUGUCGAAAUACAACCCAACGCUGGCAUGUUAAAUUUUUACUAUGGAUAUUUAUUCUUUAUUCCUCUGGUUUCAGGUGGUCUUUACUAUAUUUUUGUACUAUUAUUCCCAGUGCACCAUGAAAAACUGCGUACGGAAGAUUUGAUCGAUUAUUUCGACUGUUUCUCUAAGGCAGAGUUGGAUAGAAUGGGAAUGUUGCCCUUCACAAAAGAGGAACAAACUUUUGAUAUAAUUGACGCCCAUGUUGAUGGCGAAAGUAGUGAACAGUCUGGCUACGGCCACAAAGGCAAAACUUCUGUCAAAGAAGGCGCUGAUAUUAUAGAAUAA
This is a messenger RNA of Zygotorulaspora mrakii, 1821 nucleotides long. RefSeq names its product nucleobase cation symporter-1 family protein. Gene Ontology annotation, biological process: nucleobase transport; transmembrane transport. NCBI's taxonomy places the organism in Eukaryota, Fungi, Ascomycota, Saccharomycetes, Saccharomycetales, Saccharomycetaceae. Gene Ontology annotation, cellular component: plasma membrane. The record is from RefSeq and is a predicted model, not a curated record. The coding region runs from base 1 to 1821 and encodes 606 amino acids. The transcript has a single exon. Gene Ontology annotation, molecular function: nucleobase transmembrane transporter activity.